AUCAUUUUUGGUCGUCACGUCGGCGACAUAAUCUUCCACCACUUCUCAGAAAAAUCUCCCUCCCUCCAAGAAUUAGAAAGACACAUUUAUUUGUUCUUACGAUUACUAUCAUUGGCACGAUUUCUACUACAAAUGACGCCACCACCACCAACAAUCUGCAUACAAUCGAGACGAAACUUAUUGUUAGUGGCACGUCCCUUCUACUAAUAUCUACAAUGCAAAUUAAGCCUACAGACUUGAGUGAAUGAAAGAUAUUGAAGGUGCAUAAAUAAAUAAAUAAGCAAGUAAGCACACAUAUUUGUAUACAUGUACGUCCACAUACAUACACACAAGGAUUGAUAUUUGCGUCACUAUUUGCAUAGAUACGAGCAGCUUUAUUAUUACUGCGAAUGACGAUAAUAGUGAAGGGAGAGUAAUCUCUGAUUAAUUGCAAUCGCUGACUGAAUCAUCUGCCUGCUCAGAAGCAAAAGUGAGACUCUCCGAAAGAGCCGUGUCUUCGUGGGAGAUGAACAUUUGUUUGUAGAACUGAAAAGUAAUAAGAAGUAACACAAGUUUUAUAGAACAUAUUGAUUUUGAAUAUUUGGUCAACUUUACAAAAUUAAACAUCAUUGGACGAUGAACAAAAAGUACUUUGUCGGGAUUGAAGGGGGAGCUACCCACGCUUCAGCCGUCAUGAUUGGCGGUGAUGGAAAAGUUAUAUCUGAACUGAGUGAUGAACCCGCAAUGAAUUUCUGGCUUGUUGGAAUGGAAAAAUGCUGUGAAAUGACGGUGGAUAUGAUCGGAAAGCUGAAAGCUCAAGCCGGAUUGAAACUGGAUACCAUUGUUAACGGUUUGGCACUGUGUCUGAGCGGUUGCGAGGAUCCAAAAACAAAUGAAGCCUUGAGGUUAAGAAUUUCCGAAGUCUGUGAGAGCGUUGAUUAUGUGGCAAUAGCAUCGGAUACGCAGUGUCCACUUGCAGCAGUUUCUGAUGCUGGAGGAAUUGUCUUGAUUUCGGGAACUGGGUCAAAUUGUCUGCUGAUUAAUCCUGAUGGCAGUGAAGCCCGAUGUGGUGGAUGGGGUCAUAUGUUGGGUGAUGAAGGUUCAGCAUGGUGGAUUGCAAACAAGGCAGUAAAAUUUUGCAUGGAUGACCAAGACAACUUUGAGAAACCGCCUUACAAUACAGAUUUCGUUUGGAAACUGAUCCUAAAUCAUUUCAAAAUUGACUCACGAUUUGAACUUUUGCAACAUUCCUACAAGGAUUUCAACAAAUCCUUCUUUGCGAGCUUGACAAAAAAAUUAUCAGAAGGAGCAGAAUCUGGAGACCCUCUAUGCCGCCAUUUGUUCAGAAUGGCUGGUGAAGUUUUGGCAAGACACCUAAUCUCUGUUUCACCAAAAAUCGAUCCAGCUUUGCACAACACUCAAUUUGGUCUUCCCAUUGUUUGCAUUGGAUCCGUAUGGAAGUCGUGGAAAUACCUUCAACCUGGGUUUCUGGACGUUCUAGGACUCUACCCCAGCCAAGUACCUCGUUUGACACGGUUCUCUUUGAUGCGACUGAACGUAUCAGCUCCCUUUGGAGCUGCCUGUUACAGCGCACAGGGUUGCAGCAUUCCAAGAAAAUACGAUGAAAUUGUCCAAGUCUUCUACUCGCAUGGCAUGGAAAAUGAAAUUUCUAAUUUGAAAAAUGGUGGCGGCUUGGAUAUUGUAAAUGCAAUUGCUGCGCAAUAAUUUUUUGUUUCAUACAAACGACAUGAUGCCAUAAUCUUAACUAAUCACAUUUUUUAAUAUUCGGCUUUUGACUUGUCCAAAAUUCGAGAUGAAAUGAAAACGAGAUGAAAUCUAUUUUUUACAAUGUCUUUAUAUCUACAACAUAAAUAAUUUUUUUAAUGCAAGAAGGAAUUUAUUGUGAAUUAAUUACUCAGAACAACUUGCCAAAUUAUUCUUUGUUUUCUGAAACAAUCAUAUAAACAAUAAACAAUUUUACAAUAAGGAA
Folsomia candida is the source of this 1969-nucleotide messenger RNA. Its product is annotated as N-acetyl-D-glucosamine kinase. The coding region runs from base 616 to 1704 and encodes 362 amino acids. The record is from RefSeq and is a predicted model, not a curated record. Gene Ontology annotation, molecular function: N-acetylglucosamine kinase activity. The transcript has 8 exons. NCBI's taxonomy places the organism in Eukaryota, Metazoa, Arthropoda, Collembola, Entomobryomorpha, Isotomidae.